AUGGAUCGUGCCCAGCAUGAACGGUUUGCCAACCACGCCGCGCAGUAUGCUGCUGUAAGCGAGAGGGUGCUUCGAGAAGGACAUGCCAUUUGGCCUGAUAACACCACCAGAGUGUAUGUUCGUGGGCAGAAGCGAUGGAAGGAAUGGUGUUCCGAGAUGCAAUUUGUGGAUGGGGAGCUUGUCAGCAACGACAAGCUCCUGCUGUACAUUGACACGAAAAUCAUCGGCCGGCCAGCCGAAGGAACGAGAAGGAAGAAGCGAGCUCGUACCGACGAUAGUGGAGAUUUUGUUAUUCCCACCAUUUCGGAAAGGACGGUGGAGGGGGAGGUAUCCGCUAUCAUGAGUCUCUGGAACUUUCAG
This is a messenger RNA of Aspergillus steynii IBT 23096, 360 nucleotides long. RefSeq lists its product as uncharacterized. The record is from RefSeq and is a predicted model, not a curated record. The transcript is spliced from 2 exons. NCBI's taxonomy places the organism in Eukaryota, Fungi, Ascomycota, Eurotiomycetes, Eurotiales, Aspergillaceae. The annotation marks the transcript as partial.